Molecule: messenger RNA, 1892 nt
Organism: Teleopsis dalmanni
Lineage: Eukaryota; Metazoa; Arthropoda; Insecta; Diptera; Diopsidae
Gene: AstA-R2
Product: allatostatin-A receptor
Exons: 4
Coding region: 1-1188 (395 amino acids)
Biological process (GO): G protein-coupled receptor signaling pathway
Cellular component (GO): plasma membrane
Molecular function (GO): neuropeptide Y receptor activity
Source: RefSeq, a predicted model, not a curated record
AUGGCUAAUUUAAACAAUUCGACUCUCAUGCUGCUGAACAAUUUCGUCGCUGCCCAUACCAUCAGCAGCAAUAACAAAAACGACGAUUAUAUUGACUUUUCCACCAGCAGCAGCUUCACGACGAGCAACAGCAAUAGCAACAGCAACCCGAACACAACAUUUUCGGCGAUCAAAAAUGACACGGAAUUUCUUGAAUUCUAUGGCGAAAUACAAAGCCUCGUAUCCAUAAUUGUGCCCAUCUGUUUUGGCAUCAUUGCAGUGACUGGCUUUUUUGGCAAUACUUUGGUUAUUUUAGUGGUGCUACUGAAUCAACAGAUGCACUCAACAACAAAUCUGUUGAUUGUAAAUUUAGCAAUUGCGGAUUUAUUGUUUGUUGUCUUCUGUGUGCCAUUCACAGCUGCAGAUUAUGUUACAGAUAUUUGGCCUUUCGGAGAUCUCUGGUGCCGUAUUGUGCAGUACCUAAUUGUGGUGACGGCGUUUACAAGCAUUUACACACUGGUUUUGAUGUCAAUAGAUCGAUUUUUGGCUGUGGUACAUCCGAUACGAUCACGCAUGUUACGCACAGAGAAAAUAACCAAAAUUGCUAUUUUUACCUUGUGGACGGUGAUACUGAUUAUAUCGUUGCCAGUACCAAUGGCUCAUGGAGUGUUGUUUGAUUACGAUGCUGAAGGCACAUUGCAGUAUGCGAUGUGUCAAUUUAUGCAGAACGAAUUCGUCUCGCAUUCCGCGUACCAAAUAAUAUUCCUAUCCAGUUCGUAUCUGCUGCCAUUGAUGAUAAUUAGCGGCCUGUAUGUUCGUAUGAUAAUGCGAUUGUGGCGACAGGGUGGCGUCCGUAUGUCUGUGGAAUCACAACGCGGUCGCAAACGCGUAACGAGACUUGUGGUGGUUGUGGUCAUAGCAUUCGCAUCAUUAUGGCUCCCGGUGCAGCUCAUAUUAAUGUUGAAGGCAUUCAAAAUUUAUCAAACCAACACCAAAACGAAGGUGAUACUACAAAUUGUGGCACAAACACUGGCCUAUACGAGCUCCUGCAUUAACCCUGUACUCUAUGCAUUCCUAUCGGAAAAUUUCCGCAAAGCUUUUCGCAAGGUUAUCCCGUGUUCUGAAAUGCCACCGAAUUACACGCUACAACAGGAAUUGCCACCAGCGAGAAGGACAUCCUACGCCAGGACAUCGACUACGGGCUUAUGAGCUACACACAAUCGGCAGGUAUAGAAGCAACAACAACAGCAGCAAACGUAAAGUACUGCACUGGCUGGGUAUGUUGUUGCGGUAUUAAUAAAUUACGAGGUAGAAAACAAUACUAAAACCGAAAAUAUUAGUCAAAACAAGCAGCGAAUAUAAUAGAUAUAAUAAACCAAAAUAUACGAGCAUUACGGAAAUAUUUUGGUAUCUGCACAUUGUUUUCAUCAUUCCCGUCUCUUUAUUUGGUUAAUAAGGCAGUUGCGGUGCUGCUGGCGUUGUUAAUUAACACUUUAGCUACUUUCUGUGUCGUUUUGUUUGAAUGGUUAAUCUGUCCGUCUGUCCAGCUGUCUGUCUGUCUGGCGAUGAAUUUCACAGUUAAUCUGUCUACGUACUUCCACAGUUGUUUGUGCUGCUAGCGCAACUUUUGCACAACAAAUACGAUCCCAUAAACACAGCUGGUAUACAUAGAGCAGGCAAUGGUUAUCGCAAUGUGGACACAUUAUCCUUGCGUCCGUCAUCCUAGUCAGCGUCGAGACAAAACAAGGGAAAUAAAGGAAAAAAAUAACAAAAAUUGAUUUAUGUAUUGACAUAAAGCAUAUAAAAAAUAAACGGCGACUCAUCAAUAUAUUAGUGCAUGAUUAAGUGAGUUCAAGGAUAAUGUUCAUAAUGAACUUGUUAAGUUUGAAUAAAAUGAUGGAAUUGAUUUUCUU